AUGAGUAAAGGAGACCAAUUAACUCAAGUGGUCCACUCUCCAUUUCCCAAGAAGCUCAAGUCUGAAUGCAAGAAGGCGGCAAAGAUAUUGUCAGAAUUUACAGUACCUUCAAGUGCAGUUGGACCAGAUAAAAUCAUCCCAGCUGGGAUUAUUAUGAACUGCUAUGGCAUUGCUGUAAUCACAGUGUUCCGAGCGGCAUUCUUUUUUGGUGCCAGAGGUGGAAGUGGUAUGGUGGUCUGCAAAUUGGACAGAUUUACAAAUAGAUGGUCUGCUCCGUCUGCCAUUGGAUUGGUUGGUAUUGGUGGAGGAUUGGAAUUUGGAGCUGAGGUGACUGAUUUUAUCUUCGUUCUCAAUACCCAAAGCUCGGUUGAUGCUUUCUCCAAAGGUAGCAAUGUCACUUUGGGAGCCAAUUUUUCAGUGGCAGCAGGCCCAAUGGGUAGAAGCGUUGAGGGGGAUGUUUCAGCUAGAAGUACUGCUGCCAUCUACACAUACAGUAAAACCAAAGGAUUGUACGCUGGCAUCUCAGUUGAAGGGGCAGGUCUUAUAGAAAGAAAAGCCUCCAAUGCUAAACUGUAUGGUACGGACAUUCGUGCUGUAGACAUAUUAGGAGGGAAAAUCGCACCACCACCUGAGGCAGUUCUCUAUGAUGCUUUGAAUUCACACAUCUCAGCUGGUAAGAAAGCGGCUCUUAAAAUGGCUGAAAGGGAGGCCAGAAAAGAAACAGCUAAACAAAUGCAGAAAUUGGAAGCAGGAGGUGGUGGCAGUGGGUUCUCACGUUGGAAGAGUAUGAGUUUCAGAAGUAAAGGAAGCUCUGGAGACAAACAAAAGAAACCUGAGGUGUCAAGGCGAGGUUCAGGUGCAUCAACAGGCAGUGCGCCCUCAUCACCAGAAAAAAGAAAAUCACAAGAUAAUUUUUCACGUACUUACUCGACAAGAUCAGCAAUGGCGGCUCCGGGUGCAUCUAGAAGUAACCGAACUUCGCUAGGUGCUGCCCUGACAGAAACCGAUUGGAACAGUCCACCUACUUGCAUUGCCAUGUUUGAUUUUGUAGCACUGCUGCCAUGUGAUUUGACUUUCAAGAAAGGCAACGUCAUCACUAUACUGACCAGAACCUCUACACAGAAUGACUGGUGGGAAGGCACUAUACAUGGUAAAACUGGCAUAUUUCCAGCCAACUACGUCAAAGCUCUCUAG
Molecule: messenger RNA, 1194 nt
Organism: Saccoglossus kowalevskii
Lineage: Eukaryota; Metazoa; Hemichordata; Enteropneusta; Harrimaniidae
Product: SH3 domain-containing YSC84-like protein 1
Biological process (GO): regulation of ruffle assembly
Cellular component (GO): ruffle membrane
Molecular function (GO): phosphatidylinositol binding; protein binding
Source: RefSeq, a predicted model, not a curated record